AUCAGAUUUCUUCUUCCUCUUUCAUUUUCUCUCCUUUACCUUUCCUUUUCUCUUACCUCUGCAAACCCAGAUCUGGGUUUUCUCUCAAACUUCAUCUUCUUCCUUCUUUCCUCCUGUCACGCCCCAAAACCCAAAUCUGAGGCGCGACAGACGCCGUACACUCGUGAAACGGGUCCCACAAGUGCACAAAGCUCGGAACUUAUCAUAUCACAAUCUGAUACCACCAAAAUCUGAAGAUCAAAUCUUUAAAAUUUCUCCGAUAUCAUAAAUCUCCAAAUACACUCUAGCUUACAAAAUCACGAUUUAUUUCUAAAAUCUAUAUCAAUCUCGAAAUGGCUAGCUUUCUAACUCGUCACUUCCCGUAGUUUCCCCGUCCUCAGUUUCACUUCCUGAAAUGGUGGACAAGGAAAACUAUGAGAUAAACUCAGUAAGUAAAAUAUGGAUUGCCCUUAAUUAAACUUAUAGCAUGCCAACAUGUGCAAUCACGAAAAACGGAUACAAUACGGGAACGAAUUAGACGUCUCCUCUAUAGGUCACGGCCAGCGUCUAACACCCACUGGCAGGCGCACUGUUUGCUGGUGUAUAAUCCCCACAAGCAGGGUCACUCAACGAACCGGUUCUAUCAAUAACAUGUCAACAUGUGCUAGUGUUUAUAACCUCCCCCACUAGCAGGGUUACGAAUAACAUAUCGACAUGUGC
This is a messenger RNA of Rubroshorea leprosula, 699 nucleotides long. NCBI's taxonomy places the organism in Eukaryota, Viridiplantae, Streptophyta, Magnoliopsida, Malvales, Dipterocarpaceae. The record is from the annotation of a GenBank genome assembly.